GACGUUCAUGCCGGGAGAGGAUGCGAGGCGCAGGAAAGUAACAAGAGAGGCGGCAUCCAAUUCCAAAGCUGGAAGCCAAGUUCCUGGAGUAAGAAGGACGGAAGGAGCUCCCGGAUGAAGGACUGAAGCGCCCUCCAAGCGGGGCAGGCUGGUCGCGGCGCGCAGCUCCAAAUGUAAACCAACCACCCAAAGCGCUCAAACUUUGCAGCCGGAGGAAGAGCGCAGCUGCUGCCGCCGCCGCCGCCGCCUGCGCCCUUCGGCCCGGGCCGCUGGCCGUGGAGCGGGCUUCUCGCGGUGCCCUCGUCGGUGCUCCUCGUCGUCGUCGUCGUCCCCGGAGGUGGUGAUCGGGCGGAGCGGGCUCGGCAUCUGCCCCCGCGCGCGGCGGCGGCGGCGUUGGAUCCGUCAACGUACUGCGAGAGCCCGGUGUACAGCCCGGACGUGUGCCCCAACAUGAUCGCGGCACAAGCCAAGCUGGUGUACCAGCUGAACAAGUACUACACGGAGCGCUGCCAGGCGCGCAAAGCGGCCAUCGCCAAGACCAUCCGCGAGGUGUGCAAAGUGGUCUCCGACGUGCUCAAAGAGGUGGAGGUCCAGGAGCCCCGCUUCAUCAGCUCGCUGAGCGAGAUCGACGCGCGCUACGAGGGCCUGGAGGUCAUCUCGCCCACCGAGUUCGAGGUGGUGCUCUACCUCAACCAGAUGGGCGUCUUCAACUUCGUCGACGACGGCUCGCUCCCGGGCUGCGCCGUCCUCAAGCUGAGCGACGGCCGCAAGCGCAGCAUGUCGCUCUGGGUGGAGUUCAUCACCGCCUCGGGCUACCUGUCGGCGCGCAAGAUCCGCUCGCGCUUCCAGACGCUGGUGGCGCAGGCCGUGGAUAAGUGCAGCUACCGCGACGUGGUCAAGAUGAUCGCCGACACCAGCGAGGUCAAGCUGCGCAUCCGGGAGCGCUACGUGGUGCAGAUCACGCCCGCCUUCAAGUGCACGGGGAUCUGGCCGCGGAGCGCGGCGCAGUGGCCGCUGCCGCACAUCCCCUGGCCGGGGCCCAACCGGGUGGCCGAGGUCAAGGCCGAGGGCUUCAACCUGCUCUCCAAGGAGUGCUACUCGCUGACCGGCAAGCAGAGCUCGGCGGAGAGCGACGCCUGGGUGCUCCAGUUCGGCGAGGCCGAGAACCGCCUGCUGCUGGGCGGCUGCCGCAACAAGUGCCUGUCGGUGCUCAAGACGCUGCGCGACCGGCACCUCGAGCUGCCGGGCCAGCCGCUCAACAACUACCACAUGAAGACGCUGCUGCUCUACGAGUGCGAGAAGCACCCGCGGGAGACCGACUGGGACGAGGCGUGCCUGGGCGACCGCCUCAACGGCAUCCUCCUCCAGCUCAUCUCCUGCCUGCAGUGCCGCCGCUGCCCGCACUACUUCCUGCCCAACCUCGACCUCUUUCAGGGCAAGCCCCACUCGGCCCUCGAGAGCGCCGCCAAGCAGACCUGGCGCCUCGCCCGGGAGAUCCUCACCAACCCCAAAAGCCUCGACAAACUAUAGGAAGAGGGGGGGCCCGGGCGAGACACCGAGAGGGACACCAAACAAGAACGAGAACAACGAGGAGGAGGAGGAGGAAAAAGCCCGGGAAGAGGGGAGAGACCAGUGAGACUGCGAAGGGCCACAAACUCUUAUUUAAACAUCCAAAAGAGAGGGGGAGGGGAACCCUCCUAAUACAAAAGACUCAAAGCGGCUCUUUCUCUCCCCCACGCCCCGAAAAAUAAACUUUUUUAAAAAGACAGUAAAAACAGCGAUGGGACUUCGCGGCAACCACGCGAAAUUCGAGGUACAUUUCAUUUCAUUUCUCUUCCUCCCUCCCCCCAUAUUAAGUGUAUGUCAUUCAUUCUUCUCUUCCUUGAUCGUUUGCCUGAAUGUUGUCACCAAGUGAAAAACAAAAUUAUUUAACUGUAUGUAGACAUUUCUUUUCUCUAAAAAGCAAAGAAAGGAAAAAGCCACA
Pogona vitticeps (central bearded dragon) is the source of this 1984-nucleotide messenger RNA. RefSeq names its product mab-21 like 2 (gene MAB21L2). NCBI's taxonomy places the organism in Eukaryota, Metazoa, Chordata, Lepidosauria, Squamata, Agamidae. The record is from RefSeq and is a predicted model, not a curated record.